Molecule: messenger RNA, 2448 nt
Organism: Trichoderma gamsii
Lineage: Eukaryota; Fungi; Ascomycota; Sordariomycetes; Hypocreales; Hypocreaceae
Product: DIL domain-containing protein
Exons: 4
Coding region: 1-2448 (815 amino acids)
Molecular function (GO): GTPase binding
Source: RefSeq, a predicted model, not a curated record
AUGGACCCUGGGGAAUCUGGCAGCGAUAAUGGCUUCGAGAGCAAACCACGAGCCAUUCCCGACGACCUGCCAAAGUCCUUGGACGACCGACGACAUGCUGGCGGCGAGUUUACAAUGCCCGAGACGGAGAUGUACGAUGGCUGGCAAGGCCAAUCUCAGUUUCUCACCUCGCCGGUACUAGCGAAGCCGCUCAACUUCGAAAACCUGUCUUUGAACGACACGACCGACCAAGACGACUUCGCUGGUAGCGGCCCGAAAGAUAGCGAUGCUAGAUUGAUGGAAAUGUUGGCAGCCCAAGCAGCCCACCGCAAUGAAGCGGCGCUGGAAGAUGAGGAUGCCAUCAUAAACAAUGACAAGAUGUCCGAGUCUGAGAAGAAGGAUAUACUACAAAGGGCAUUGACUAUGGCUGCUAGCAAUGGCGAUACUGAAAAGGUCAAGAAGCUGCUGGAGGGAGAUGCGAAGCCUUUCGUUGACAUUAAUCUUCCUGACGACGAUGGAACUCCAGCACUGAUUUACGCCAGUUGUUUUGGUCAUGAAAAGGUCGUCGAGGCUCUAAUUGAAGCGGGUGCCAAUGUGAACCAGCAGGACCGCAAUCACUGGACACCUUUUAUGUGGGCAAUGACGAAUCGCCACAAGGCGAUAUCAAAGCUGCUACUCGAUAAGGGAGCAUCGUCGGAGCAAAAGACAUCAUCUGGACGGACGGCCUUUGACUUUGUUCCCCCGGAUAGCGAUAUGUCGUUUUACCUGCACGAUAAUGGAUAUAACAUUGGGAGUGCGGGUAUCAUGGGUGAUUUCUAUAAUGCUGGCUUCUCCCAAGACCGGUUCGAAGAAGAAAUGGCAGAAAACGAGAUGCGGAGACGGCUGAUGAUGGAGAGUGCUCGUGAUCUGGAAGUUGACCUGGGAAAUGUUGGAAUGGACGAUCAACCAGAGCCCGUGGACGAAUUUGAAGAAGAGCAACAGGAGUUUGACUGGAGCCGCUGUCUCCACGACCAAAUGUUCGUCUUCCAAGAACAUGAAUUGGGCCGGCUAUUGGAUAUUGUCGUCACCAACAUGACUCCCCAGCGGUCGCCAUCGCAGAAACCAGUUCCGGCCAACAUGAUAUUCCUCGGUGCUAGAUAUGCACACUACCAUGCUAGCCCAGAUCUUCUGAGGAGGCUACUGGUAUCCGCCAUGGAGCGCAUCAAUGCCGUCGUUGAGAAGUCCCAGUGGGACAUGACUAUCCUGGCUUUUUGGAUCUCAAACGCGACGCUACUUCUGCAUUAUCUCAAGAAAGACGCUGGACUAGUUGAAGCAACUACCGAGUUCCAGGCACAGCUUGCAGAACUUAUCAAUGAGAUAUUUGUGCUCAUCGUUCGCGACGCCGAGAGACGUCUGGACAAAGUGCUCGACCCUGCCAUGCUGGAACACGAAACAAUUCCCGGCUUCGAGGAUAUUGCAUUUCAAAACGAAUGGAAGAUCUUCAAAAGAAAGUCUACAGUUAAGGAGCAGCCUCUUGAGAAGCGCUUCCGUCCGCCGUCUCCCAAACAAAGGGCGAAGCCAGCACCUCGAAAUGUUACGUCCUUACUAUCAUCGACACUCUUUGUGCUGGAUCUCUACGAUAUUCACUCUGUUAUCACGGCCCAAAUAAUCUCUCAGCUCAUCUACUGGCUCGGGUGCGAGCUGUUCAACAGGAUUAUAUCCAAUCGCAAGUAUCUGGCUAGGACAAAGGCAAUGCAGAUCCGCAUGAACGUGUCAAUGAUUGAGGACUGGGCGCGUACAAACAACAGACAAGCAGAGCAUUAUGAGGGCGGUGAGAUGAACUCAUCGGGCGAAACAACCAUGGAUGCGGCCAAGCGACACCUUGCCCCCGUGAUUCAACUCUUGCAGUGGCUGCAGUGCUUCUCAUCGCUAGACGCUGAUGACUUGGAGGCCCUAGUUGGCACUCUCCAGCAGUUGAAAAGAAUGACGCCGCAACAGCUGAUUCACUCGGCUACGCAUUACCGUCCCGAGGUUGGCGAAAAGGGCUUACCCGGUAGCGCCAUGAAAUAUCUCAUUGCCAUUCAGAGGGAGGCGGCACUCAAGAAGGACCGACACCAGAGUGGCCAGACUGUUGGUGCAGAAAGCGCCCCAACCACACCCGUGACGUCCAACUUCAACGGAAACGGGCCUCAAACUCCAAAAAGUGUUCGAAUAAAAUCCCCGGGUAGCAUCAAGGGUGCAGACUCUGAUGAUGAGGACAACACUCCCAAGAGUCUGCUGCUAAACCCCGCCUAUAUGCUGCCCUUUGCGCUGCCAUCGGUGACAGACAUGCUUGUAUCGUAUGGAGCUGGCUUUGGAGGUGUCAACAGAGAGAGGGAGCGCAAAUACAUCCCAACUGUUCCACCGGAGUUUUUGGAAAAACUGGAAGUGAAUGGCUCUCGCAACCCACCAAUGUUUGAGGAGAAGGAUUGGGAGAAUGAGGAGGUUUGA